Molecule: messenger RNA, 789 nt
Organism: Lichtheimia ornata
Lineage: Eukaryota; Fungi; Mucoromycota; Mucoromycetes; Mucorales; Lichtheimiaceae
Exons: 3
Coding region: 1-789 (262 amino acids)
Biological process (GO): adenosine 5'-(hexahydrogen pentaphosphate) catabolic process; diadenosine hexaphosphate catabolic process; diadenosine pentaphosphate catabolic process
Cellular component (GO): cytoplasm; nucleus
Molecular function (GO): bis(5'-adenosyl)-hexaphosphatase activity; diphosphoinositol-polyphosphate diphosphatase activity; bis(5'-adenosyl)-pentaphosphatase activity
Source: RefSeq, a predicted model, not a curated record
AUGAGUACCGGUCCCAUACAAAGCGCAGAAGAUCUUGAAUACACAAAAAAAGCUCGUCAUGGCCACGGCAAAGACGUUGUUGACGAACACAACAUUCGGCAGGUGGCCGGAUGUCUUCCGAUCGAUCCUCUGAAUCAACGAUUUCUCUUAGUGUCAUCCCGAAAAAACCCUGGUGCAUGGGUUAUUCCCAAAGGAGGAUGGGAAGAGGAUGAAACCCAGGAGCACGCCGCAUUACGAGAGACUUGGGAAGAAGCAGGUGUCAAAGGAAAGAUCACUCGUCAUAUUGGUGUAUUCGCUGAACGCAACAAAAAGGGUAUCAAAGCCCAUCAUUGGAUAUAUGAAUUAGAGAUUAGCGAGGUGGUCAAAAAGUUUCCUGAAAAAAAGAAACGUGAACGACGUUGGUUUACUUUUGAUGAAGCAUUGAUCGCUACCAAGUCGGCCUAUUUGCAUGAUGCUCUUCGAUUGUCUAGUUUGAAUCCUGCAGUACAUCGGGCCGCUGAAACGCAUGAUGGGAAUGGGCAACAUCCACCACAACCACAGCAACAACAACAACCACAACCAAUAACCACAACUCCGCGACCAUCCCAAGAUCCCCAGGAGAAGAUAACACCACAACAACAAACGACAGCCCCACCUCCACAGCCACAGCCACAAUCACAACCGCCUCCACCACCACAACAACAACCACAAGAGAAUGUAUCCGCUUUACCACCAUCACCACCCUCAGAAGGCAAAAAGGGCUUUGGUGCUCAGCUAAAGUCUUUACUUAAUCCCAAGAAACUAGGAUAA